UCGCCCUUGUGGGAAAGUGUUUUGAUUCUGUGUCGGCAAUUUGAGUUAAGUUAAAAAGAUCCGACUUAACCGUAGCACGCUAAGGUAUCGGCUUAGGUUACCUCGCGGUUUUUAGGGUGAUUCGAUUAUCACAGUAGGUUUAACUGGGACUGAUAGUUAUAGACUGACUCUGCAGUGGCUUAUCUAGGAUUCCGGUGUUAGUUGUUAAUUCACACAAGUGUUGAGUAAGAGAGAGCGAGGAUCGGGGUUUAAGUAACUGGUAUAGAUUGGAGAAAGUGGAUCACAUCCAAACUGACGCCCUGGUAAAGUCGGUCAUAAUUUAUCAGAACACAUCGGAUAAUAUUCCUUGAAAGAGAAUACUCGAAUUCGAACUGAUUCUAUACCAGGGAAUAAUAAGAAGAGUCACCUGAUAAUCUGAAUCAAACAGUUAGAGAAUGUCGUUCACCAUAGAAGCUUUGUUAGGGAUACAGCCUAAAGUGGAACAAGAAGAAGUUCAUAUACGAAUUCCAAAAAGUUGUUCGGAAGACGAGGAAAGCAAUGAAGAAGAUAUUGAUUUGGAAGGUAGAGUUUUGUAUAUUUAAAUACUGACAAUAGGAGUUACAGAACUGAGCUAUCUGAAACUAUAAGUUACAAGAACAUUGAGCGUUUGGAACGAAGGCCCUUUGGACGAAGUUCUCGUUAUAGUUUUUCAAGUAUAAGUUGAUCCUGUAAUCCAUCAGCUUUACUGUUUGUCGCUAGCUAUACUAGAGCCCCACAUUUGAGAUUUUAAGUACUAAGUAACAAACGUAGAAUUAGGAGAACUUGAUUCACAGAGUUGGCGCGUCUCGUAUUCCUUACCAGUUGAUAGUCAGAUGAAUAAGAUAGAUUCAGAUAUAUUUUAGUCUAAACAGUUUCAUCUUCCAUUAUUAUAGAGUAUAAAAAAGAUGCAUGCAUAAAUAGAUAACCGGUUACUUUCAAGUGGAAUACAUGUUAAGGCCCGUUCAAACUUCAUCCAAACGAUGGUGGGCUCGUUUGGAGACUAUAGGCUAUAGUGUUUACACUAUCAAAGUUUAUGUGAUCACAAACAGUAUAGGAAUUUUGCAUCGGUAAAUUCUAAGAUUUGAAGGAUUAGUAAGAAAUGUUUGAGAGAACUGAGCCAAUAUUUAACACUGAAUCAGUUCCCUUACAAAUUCUACAAACACAAAACAUACCUAUGCAAAAUUACUACUGUGAUCGCAGAAGCUUUGAGACCAGCCUUCAAUGUGGUAAUGUUAUCGCUGACGUUGGAUUGGGUUUGACUUCGUCUAAAAUUUUCAUCCGAAAUGGACUCUUUUGAAAGUGCUUUAGCGAAUCUUAUAUUAAAAAAGAUCUAUCCAUAUACUAGACUUUCCAUAUACAUAUAAAAGUUUGGAAAAGUAUGUCGGUCAACUGUUCAGCAUUAUACCAUGCAGUCUUGAACUGAACGAGCAUGCACAGCGGUACUUGCAUCAAGUCAAAAUAUUAAUGUGUACGUAUAAUCUUUCUUCUUUGCUUAUUGCCCUGUCAACUUAUGCAUUGAUGUUGAAUUAAUUUUAACACGGACUGUUAAAUGCCACAGUUAGCUAGGAUUUGUCGUUUUGUUUGAACGAUAAAUUUCUGAACAACAUCAAUGACAUUUAAUUCUUGGCGGUUCUUCUCAUGGACACCGGUAUAUAAAGGAACCAGUUCCCAAGUAAUAUAUCUCUUCAUUUUAUAAGAAUCUCGUUUAUACUUGAUAAAAAUAUUGAGACUGAAAUUAGCAAAAUUUGAAGAAUAUUAUACCAAGAAUAUAGCUAAGGCAGAGAUAUUUGGGAAAAUAUUAAAAUGGAAUCAUAAAGUACAUCAAUACUGCACAACACGAACGGCCGUAUUGUAUCGGAUAAACAAACGGCAUGAGAGCAUUCGUAUUCUUCAACAAUUUAAAAUGAACGAAUGAUAUGUGGUAACUGAACUUAAAGUUUAUGUAAAUCAGCACGAUUUUGUAUCAGAUAUACAAACUCCUUCACGCGCUCAUGAUUUCUUUCAGUGUUUUCUUCAUGAAUUAUUAUUUCAUAAUUAUAUGAGCCUACCGUAACGCCAUGAUGAAUUGGUGAGACGUUCAAGAUUCCUAUGUUUCUGAAACUGUGUGAUCUAAGCCGGAAUAUACGUGCGAAUAUUCUAAGCCUAAAUUUGUCAGAAAAAUAGCGGGAACAUCCAGUAUGCGUACGCGAUUUCAUAUUCUUAUAAAACGAAAAGAUUGUAGUACGUUUUUGACGGUUUGAAGCUUAUAUAUUUCUUUAGUUUGAAAAACAACAUUUAUGAAGGCUGCUUUCCGAAACGGAAAAGUUGAAAUAUCUUUAAAUGUUACUUAUGAAAUAACUGAAUGAAUAAAAAGGAAGGCAUGUAGUUUUGUGAAUGAUUCAAUGUGCAUUUGUUAUAAUUCAUACUAAUGUUGAAUUGAAAAAGAUUUAAAAUUUUCCCUGCGUAUAAAAACGCGUGACUGGAACCUUCAUUCAUUCGGCCGAUGGCUGUUCCGUCGUUCUUUAAUUAAAGCCUAGUUUACACUGUCGAAGUUUCUGUGAUCAAAGUAGGAAUUUUGAAUGGGUAAAUUCUAAGUUUUUAAGGAUUUGUAAGAAAUGUUUGGGGGAACUGACUCGGUGUUUAACAAUGAGCCAAUUCCCUCAAACCAUUCUUACAAAUCCUUCAAAACUUAUUCGAAUUCCCACUGUGAUCACAGAAAUUUUGAUAGUGUAAAACCAGUCUUAAACUGUUUAUUGACUUGGAUGCGGACAUACCUGAUAUGGUUGCAUGGUAGUUGACUUUGAUUAUUGGUAUCACGAAUUAGUCUUGUCUGUUGAACGUACAAUAACUUUGCAAUAUUGAGCGCGAGGAAUGGUCUCAAACGGUUGUGUCCAAGAUUUUAGCUUCCCCUAGCUGAAGACGGUUUGAACAUGCCCUUUCUUUGGUUCACUUUGUAACUGUAAGACCUACCCCUACCUCAAAUAUAGACAAAGGUUUCCAAACGAAAGAUACCAGCAGGGGUUCACUUGCCAAAAGGAGGCGAUGAAUUAAAUAGCCUGUAUUUCUUUAAAACGUACAGACCAUGUCCCCAUGCGGAAACAUUGCAAGGUAAAGCGUUAAAUAAUCUGGCUUUUCGAUACUUUACAGCAUAUGGAAUCUCAAAAUUAACAUCAGACAAUAGCUAAAUUCGUGAAUGCACCGCACAACAACUCAAAAUAACACUAAACAAGAAUAGCCUGAAGGCGGAAUAUUUUAAGCUUUUCCGUUUUGUCUUUUAUUAAACAAUGGUACGAAAUUGACAACAAAUUAAUAAGGUGAGAAAAAUUCUGAUGAGAAGAAUUAUUAUUCCUAUAAAUAUUAAAUGAGUCAGUGAAGAACAGUAGGAUUUGUAAAUCAUUACAACCAAAUUCUAAAUCCCAAUGUUCACGAGGCUUUUGCAAUGAAAACUGUUACUGAAAAGUGAAAUGAAAAGUGAAAUGAAAAGUAUUAGUCACGGUGUGUGAAGCUCAAGACAUAUCUAGUUUUAUUUGGAUUCAAUAUUCUUCAUUUGGUAUUAAAUAUGGUUCAAAAUGUCUUUUGUUUAUAUCUGCUCUAUACACUAUCAAAGUUUCUGUGAUCACAGUAGGAAUUUUGCGGAGGUAAAUUCUACGUUUUGAAAGACAUGUAACUCUGUAAGAAAUGUUUGAGGAAACUGAAUCGGGGUUUAAUACAGACUCAAACAAUUCUCGCAAAUCCUUUAAAAACCUAUGUAAAAUUCCUACUGUGAUCACAGGAACUCUGAUAGUGUUUUACCAACCUUAAGUUUGAGUGACAUAAAACUGACUUGCCAACUGAAAAUAUUAAUAAGGUCACGUAAUUUUGAACAUGGGUGUAAACAGAUAUUUUCCAUCCAUGCAAGUUUCCCAAUAUCAAAAUAACGUACCUCCUGGUCGAUUUCCUAAUCCAAUAAAUCUUAAUUAAUCGAAUCCACAUUUUUCUCAUAUGUAAUCUCUUAAUGUAUAUUUUUUUUAAAUAAUGUCUAGUAAAUUUAUCGUUUCCACAAAUAAUAUGUUAUUGUAUACUUUUUAGAUAAGAUUUCUAAAUUUACUUUUCCUAGAAAUAAGUGACAGUGUUAUCCAAUGAAUAUCAUUAUCGUUUCCACAAAUAAUAUCUUAUUGUAUACUUUUUAGAUAUCAUUUCUAAAUUUACUUUUCCUAGAAAUAAGUGACAGUGUUAUCCAAUGAAUAUCAUUGUCGUUUCCACAAAUAAUAUCUUAUUGUAUAUUUUCUAGAUAUGAGUUCUAAAUUUACUUUUCCUAGAAAUAAGUGACAGUGUUAUCCAAUGAAUAUCAUUAUCGUUUCCACAAAUAAUAUCUUAUUGUAUACUUUUUAGAUAUGAUUUCUAAAUUUACUUUUCACCUAGAAAUAAGUGACAGCGUUAUCCAAUGAAUAUCAAUCCACAUUUUGUCUUAAGUUUAUCAUUUCUACGAAAGAGUGCAGUAGUUCUUAAUGCACACAUUCUGUCCAAACUUAUCUUUCUAGAAAUAACGUCUUAACGUGUCUUUCCUAGAAAUAAGUGACGAGGAAGAUGAAGCUCAAAACACCGGAACAGAGAGUUCCAAGAAUCAAACAGCAACAAUACAUACCAUCCUAUCUCGACGCGGUCAAAAGCUUCGCCGUCGACGGACAGUAUUCUCUAGCAUGCAACUACAUUAUCUGGAACAGAAAUUUCUCAGUAACCAUUACCUUACCAUCCCCGAGAGAGACGCGCUUGCCCAAUCACUCAAUCUCAACAGCAGACAAGUUAAAACAUGGUUCCAGAACCGCAGAACAAAAUGGAAAAGAGAUGGCUUGGGUGACCUGGUCCAACCUAUGACGUCAUUACCAAGUAUGACCUCAAUACCAAACAUGGCGUCAUUACCAAAUAUGGUGUCAUUACCACAUAUGACGUCAUUAUCAUCUAUGACGUCACUAUCACCUAUGACAUCAUUGCCAAUUACGUCAUUACCAUCUAUAACGUCAUUCCCUUCUAUGACGUCAUUGCCUCAUAUGACAUCAUUACAUGGACAAGUACUGCCAUUAUCCCCGACAGGAUACAGGUUUCCGAUGUUUGGACUGCCAUUAUCAAGUCAUGAGAUGAACUUCUCCAACUGUCAUAGCAUAUUAAGACCAACUCGAUAUACCUAAUAACUUACUGUGUGCUGUACAUACUGAAGACAUAAUGAAGAAUAUACUGUAUAAAUAAAGUUAGUUAAUUUUAUUCACACUGGAUAGCAGUUUAUCAGUUCUAAACUGAUACAAUCCUUCCAAUUAAAUGAAACGAAUAACGCAUGCAAUCGUAGAAAUAGAGAAACCGAUUUAGCACUUCCCAAGCAGAAGAAAGAUUUCGCUCUAACUAUAAUGGUGCUUUGGAAUAACGCUGCACUUUGGAAUAAAGUACCAUAGGAGGUAAAAAUUACCCAAUCCGUAAGUACCUUUAAAUUAAACAAAGAAUGUUUUGAAACCGGCUCAUCAAUUUUCAACCAUGAAUCUGUAUAUGAUAUGUAUUUUCAUAGUGUUCUCUUGCUUCUACUUUCAUUAUUUCUUAUUUUAAUCAUCUUCCAGUUAUUAUGCAACAUACUAGCUCACUGUAUAUGUUGUUUAUGUACGUAUUUGUCCGAUCACGCCCCUCGUGGGAACCAGUUUUAGUAGCGGUUGAAGUUGGCGUGUUAAAAAUAAAGUUUGUAGAUCUUUGUAGGUAUGGACCAACAACGACCAUCCUUUACGUAAUAUUUCAAGUCCGACUAGGACUAAAAAAUUAAAAAUGCGAGGACUUGAAAUCUACAAUCAGUUACAAAUGUGUUGGGACAGAUGCAGCAAAACCCUUUAAUUUUAACUCGAUACAGUUCCGUAGUAUAAAUACCUUGUUGCGUAAAAAUUUCAAUUUAUAAAUUGCAUUACUCCAUCUAUUAAUUUUAAGCAUUCCCAAGUAUAAAUCAAGUAUUUGGUAGAAAAAAUUUGCAAUAUUCUUGAACAUAAUAUUGUUUCCAUAGUAACAGUAGCCUCGCCAAAUAUGGUAUUUUUUGCUAUUUUAAGCAGGUUUUUAUUCUUUAUUUUCCGUAUAUUGCCGGUGACCCCCAAUUUUUAACUGCUG
Messenger RNA from Paramuricea clavata, 6108 nucleotides. The record is from the annotation of a GenBank genome assembly. NCBI's taxonomy places the organism in Eukaryota, Metazoa, Cnidaria, Anthozoa, Malacalcyonacea, Plexauridae.